Microthlaspi erraticum is the source of this 912-nucleotide messenger RNA. The record is from the annotation of a GenBank genome assembly. NCBI's taxonomy places the organism in Eukaryota, Viridiplantae, Streptophyta, Magnoliopsida, Brassicales, Brassicaceae.
AUGUCAACAUGUAAGACCGAUGUCAACCAAGAAAAAGAAAGAGCAAUAGACUUCGAAGUUCGAAGCAUUGAGAGACUUGGGAAAUACGCUAACAAGGAAGGUGUGGAAAAUGUAACCGUCGCAAGCUCUGUUUUCACCAAGACGCAAAACGGAGUAAGAAUAAAGAUUUGGGCUAGGCCGAGCAGAGGGCCUCUCCAAGGAAGCUUCGCAUCAUCAAAUUUGCCAGUGCUGGUGUUCUUGGUGAUAGCCGGCGAUCGAAACUGCCAAAACGGAAGAACGGAGAUACACACAAGAAUAAAAGCACUUGACUCAUCAAGCACAGUUUCCAGAUGGAAGAAUUUGGAACGGAAGAAAUCUGGAGCAAUCGAUAUCUUGAUCAGUCAGGUCAAGGAGCCGCCUCCAUUCUGUUACGAAUUUUCUUCAACGUUAUGGAAAGACUACAUGUUUUCGAGACAUAAAUUCAUUGAAGGCCUCAGCAUAUACUAUAGACCGGCGCCAAAUCAGAGAAACAUCGAUGGUGAUUUUAUCAGUGUCAGUGGGCGUUUGACCUGGGACCAAAUAGUGUCAAAGAUGGCUGAUUCUCUAGGUGAAACAUAUUUUCGGUCCAGACAAUACAUACCUAUGGUGGUGACAGCUGAUGAAGGUUUCUGCACUACAAAGAUUAGGAGACCUGAGAAUAAUUGGCAGACCGGAAGAUUUCGCGGCAACCACAAUGAUGAAUACUACGGUUGUUGUGGUCGCUGUGGUGAGGAUAUGCAGAAUACUACGCUUGAACUUCUGAUUCGAUUGCAGGGGUGCCGACAUGUUUUUCACAAGACAUGUUUAUAUGACUGGAUGUGGGGUCACAAAAAAUGUCCCAUAUGCGAAGCAUAUAUUUCGUUAGAUAUGGAUUAUGCAAAUGACAUGAUUUAG